Messenger RNA from Aureobasidium uvarum, 1944 nucleotides. NCBI's taxonomy places the organism in Eukaryota, Fungi, Ascomycota, Dothideomycetes, Dothideales, Saccotheciaceae. The record is from the annotation of a GenBank genome assembly.
AUGGCUCCCAAACGCAAGCAAAACUCACAACAGGUAUCCUCGGUGAAGAAGGAGACCAAGCACACCAAAAUGACACGACAAGUCAGAGAAGCAUCCCCGUUCAAAACACUUCCCAUCACGCUGCUUUCGGGAUUCNUUGGUCAGUCCAAAGUAUCAUUCAUCCGACGACAUCGUCUGAUCUUGCAACAGGGAAGCGGCAAGACAACCCUUCUCAGCUACAUCCUCAACUCGAGAGACCAUGGACUAAAGAUCGCGAUGAUUGUCAACGACAUGGCUGCGGUCAAUGUGGACCAAGGCAUCAUCGUCGCAGAUGGAAAGAAGAAAGGUCGAGAAGCAGACAAAAUGAUUGCCAUGCAAAACGGAUGCAUCUGCUGCACGCUUCGUGGUGACUUUGUCAUCGAGCUAGCUAGGAUGGCCAAAGCUGGCGAAUACGACUAUGUUCUGAUCGAGAGUACUGGCAUCAGCGAGCCGCAACAGGUUGCCGAGAGCUUUACUACCGACUUUACUGAGGCAAUGAUGGGGGCCGAUGGCGCUCUCGACCAGUUCGAUGACGAGGAGAAGAAAGUCUUCAACGAGAUUGCUCAGAACGGAGGGUUGAACAAAGUCGCCAGACUCGACACCACAGUUACGGUUGUGGAUGGCUUCAGGUUCUUCGAGGAGUUCGAGACCAUUCAGCUUUUGCACGAACGCUUCCAGUCGGAGGUGGAGACGCCAGAAGACCAACGGACUGUCAGCGAUUUGAUGAUCGACCAGAUCGAAUUCGCUGACGUGAUCAUUGUCAACAAGGUGGAUAACGGCCCGAGCAAAAUAUCCGGUACACCGCUAACGCCUCUUAGANUUGACAUGAUUAACGACGAUGUGCUUGCUCGCAUUCGUGGUCUCCUCAGAACCAUGAACCCCGGAGCAAAGGUGAUCGAGACCAGCCUUCGAGUCUCGAAGCAAUCCGAAAACCCGCAUGGUGUCAAACCUUUGGACGUCAAAGAAAUCAUCGCGACCGGCAUGUACAGCGAAGAGACCUCGAUCAAAAGCUCUGGCUGGCUCAAGAGCAUCAAUGAGAUGUCCAUGAUUGACAAUCAUGGUCGUACGGUCAUGACGCCAAAGCCAGAAACGCUCGACUUUGUCUACCGAGCGAGGAGACCCUUCUCGCCUGGUCGACUGUACGAACUUGUACAUGAUAAGUUUGUCAUCCUGGAGCCACAAGACGAAGACGACGAGGAAGAAGAGGACGAAGUUGAGGAAGAUGCAGACGACAGUCAAGAGCACGAUGAUACAACCAGCGAAUCUGAGAGCGACGAGAAUGAGGUAGACCAAUCUCUGGCAAGAGCACACUCUGACGCUAUCGUUCACUCUUCAGACUCGUCAAGCCUAAAAUCGGCCUCCGAGACCGAUGCCACCUCUGUGGCUUCAGACGAUCAAGCCGCACUCGACAACAAGUAUCCAGACCUCGACCUGCCCACUCGCUUGGCCAACAAGAAGGCCCAUCCUGUAUUUAAACCCCUUCUCCGCUCGAAAGGUUUCAUCUGGCUGGCCACCCGUCCUUUCGUCAGCGGCGACUGGUCGCAAGCAGGAGCGAUGCUCACCGUUUCUGGCGGCCUCAACUGGUUCGCUGUGGUUCCAGAGGAGCAAUGGCCUUCACCCAGCCAAGACGUUACAGAUCUCAUCAAGAAAGAUUUCGAGGGCGAGUGGGGCGACCGCCGACAGGAGAUCGUCUUCAUCGGCGAAGGCAUCGACGUCAAGGCCAUCACAGAACUGUUCGAUGGCUGUCUCUUGAAUGAUGCAGAGAUGAAGAAGUGGGAAAAGAUUAUGAAGAGAAAGAGUUUGACCAACGAGCAAAGAGAGAGUCUGCUGGGUAGGAGUUUCGAAGACGGAUGGGAAGAAUGGCGCAACCCUCUUGACGAGGAAGAGGCCGAGGGUCAUGAUCAUCCUGGUCAUCAUCAUCAUUGA